ACCCAAAACACAUUAAAGCCUACGUCUACCCUCUCUCCCUUUCUUCAUUCACUCACUCAGUCACUCCCUCUUCAGCACUCUCUCUCCGCUGCGGCGGCGAAUCGCCGACGUCAAUGGCGUCCGGUUGGACCAAAUCUCUACACUGCAAAUCCAACGCCUUGGAAGACGUUUACCUCCCAAACCCCACCACAUCAUCAAAGAAAUCUGGCCCGCUCGCCUUCUCCUGCAGCAGCUCAUCCCAAACACUUCGCGACGUCGUCUUCCUCCUCCCCAAUAAAUUUCCCCUUCCCCCUAAAAGAUCCCAAAACCCCUAUUCUACUCUCCCCCAAAUCCAACACCAAAACCCUAAACCAAAUCCUAAAUCGAAGCCCAAAUCCAAGCCCAAGACAUCAACCAUCGCAUCACCGCCUCCAUCUCCAGUCUCGCUGCCAACCCUCGUCGAUUUACCUCCGGGACACUCCUCCCGCCGCGUCGUCGAAAUAAUCUUCGGAUCGAGCUGGUCCCCGCGAGGCGCACCGUUUCCCGGCGAGAUUGAAAUGCUCUUCCGCGUCCAUCACCCGCCGCGCUCCGUCGCGCGUUUCGAAGACCACCGCUCCUCCGUACGAUCCCGAUCCGACGAUUCCCGAUGCGCCGCAGACGGCAACGAAAUGAUGCGAUUUCACUCCGCCGUCGCUGCUACCGCCGCCGCCGGCGCGAUCUACAACGCUGGGGUUUCUUUCUGCACCGUAGGUAAGUUGACGGGGGUUCGCACCUUCGCCGGAAGCGGCGGGGCCCAUGACACCACCGGCGGUGGACCGGGCCGACGCGCCAUGCUCGUUUGCCGUGUCAUCGCGGGCCGGGUUAUCGACGGGUCUCAUUCGAACUCGGAGGCCGACUCGGUCUGCCUCGCCAAAGGUGAGUUACUCGUCUUCGACCCGAGGGCCGUACUCCCGUGCUUCCUAAUUAUCUACAAAAUUUCACCUUAAUAAUUAACACGAUAAUAAGUAAUAUUAUAUCUUCUUUAUUUUAUUUGAUUUUUAUAGAUUUUUUUUUGCUGGAGAAUGUUUUGCCGAGUUAUUUCCUGAGUCAGACCGAGUUAUUUUGCAACAAUUUCCUGUAUGGAAAUGUGAUAGUAUUUUGUUCUUUAGCUAUGUUUGUCUAUUAUGUAUAAAGGGUUGUGAAAUCAUUACAAUUUCGUCGAUCUCUCACCAAA
This is a messenger RNA of Dendrobium catenatum, 1192 nucleotides long. RefSeq lists its product as uncharacterized. The coding region runs from base 114 to 965 and encodes 283 amino acids. The record is from RefSeq and is a predicted model, not a curated record. Lineage: Eukaryota; Viridiplantae; Streptophyta; Magnoliopsida; Asparagales; Orchidaceae. The transcript has a single exon.